AUGGAUAUUGAAGAUGACGAGGACACAGAGAAGAAACCAAAAAAGCUUCCCACUUCUUUGUAUCUGACAUCCGGAAAUUAUUAUUUACAUCUGAGUAAUUAUGAGGAAGCAAUCAAGAGUUUUAAUAGUGUUUUGGAAGACGAAGAAUAUAAUACAAAGGCCUUAUUAGGUACCUCAGUGUCAUAUUUGAGGCAAGGGAAAUUAAAGGAAUCAAAAAAGGCAAUAGAUAAAAUAUUGAAAGUGGCUCCCAACAAUAGCGAUGCAAUAGGGUUGAAAGGAGAAAUUAAAUAUUUACAGGGUGAUUUCGAAGCAGGUCUGAUUGAACUAUGGCCGGCAGCUGCAAGUCGACCCAUUCGAUUGGAUUUGCGUCUUGGCUAUCAAGUUUGCGAAAAUGCAAUCGACAAAUUCUUAUAUCCCGGAGGAUCACUGUCUUUGGACCACCAAGAUGUGGAAGAAGUGGAAAAGCUUCUGCAAGGUGGGGAAAUGAAAUAUGGUGUACCGUUUCGUAAAAAGAGACGUGAUCUCCAUUCAUUUGAGGACGAUUUGAAUUUUUCAUCAGAACUAAUGAAAAUUAAAGCCAUUGAAGAAGUUCAUCCUAUUUGCAAAGACUUACUACUCUUUUUAGAGGACAGGAAGAAGUUCUGGCGCAUCGCGAAUCCCCAUCGGGAUCGGAUGCCUUUAAAGCCUAAGAUACCAGAGUGGGUUAAAGAUGCACAUUUCGAAAAACACGAUCCCAUAGUUGUGUACGACAUAGCAAAAGUAAAGUGCUUGGAUUCCCAUGAUGCUUUGAAACAAGGAAGUGUUGAUAGUUCAUUAAAAUUUAGCUUAGAAGCACUUGCCAUACUAGGCUGCAUAAAAAAAUAUGCUUACGAUAUGGCAGAAACAUCGAAGCUAAAAUUAAUAUUACUACACCUUAUCGGACUGGCUCACAUGUUUAAAAAUGAUUAUAGGUCUGCAUUGGUAUAUUUUCAGAGAGAAAUUACACUCGCCCUUUAUAAAAAUAUGCCAGAUUUUAGGUUGAAAGCUAUUCUUUGUAUGGGUGAAAUAUUUUUCAGACAAAAGAAAUAUGAUAGAGCUAUUUCAUGUUAUGAACAUUGCCUAUUUGUUUCAGACUCUGCAGAGUUUGAUACAAAUAUGUUUUACAAAAUAGCUGAGUGUCAUAUGAAUCUGAAUGAUCUACAAAAGGCGUAUAAUUAUGCGCAACGAGCCGUUGAAGCUGCAGCGAGUAAGAAAGAAACCAGACUACAAUUAGAUGCAACUCUACUAAAGGCGGAAAUAAGCGUGAAAGACAAAAAAAUGGAUAGAGCAGGGUUUUUGUACUCUGAAGCUUUAUCUAUGGCUAGACGAAACGAUGAUUCUAGAAUAAUUGAUAUAGAAAGCUUAACAGUGAUGUUUCAUCAAGAAUUUAAAGAUAAAGCAGAGGAGAGGGAAAACUUAUAA
This is a messenger RNA of Parasteatoda tepidariorum (common house spider), 1440 nucleotides long. Its product is annotated as outer dynein arm-docking complex subunit 4. The record is from RefSeq and is a predicted model, not a curated record. Gene Ontology annotation, molecular function: protein binding. NCBI's taxonomy places the organism in Eukaryota, Metazoa, Arthropoda, Arachnida, Araneae, Theridiidae.